UUAAAUCACAACAGCCGAGAUUAAUCUCCUUCCAACACAACGUUCUUCAGACCGUUCGCGGAAUGUCCCUGAACACCCUGGGUGGGUCCUGUUCCCGUUUUCCUGUUUACAUGCGGCCGCCGACAAUCUUAUUCCUGUUCGGGACAAUUUAGCAGAAACCUAGUACGACCGUACGUACAUACUCAUUCACAAUUCCGAUGUCCAGCGGGUGAUCCUGGGCUGACGGCCGCGAGUCAGGAUGAUGGGUUCAGCAACAACCGGGGGACGACGCAGGAAGUCCUUGACGCUACAAGGAGUGGACCCGGAAACGUGCAUGAUCGUGUUUAAGAAUCACUGGGCGCAGGUGGUGAAGAUCCUGGAGAAACAUGAGCCGAGUCGCAGCGGCACUAGUGCACUAGGUUUCCUGUCUGGCCACGCCGGCGGUGGCGGCACCCGGCUUGGGUCCAUCCCGCCUGACGAGGCCAGUGCCGUCCAGAAUUACGUGGAGCACAUGCUGUUCCUGCUAAUGGAGGAGGAGGCAGGCAGAGGAGGAGCCAUGGGUCCCAUUUUGGAGUUUGUUGUUCAGGAGGGCGUGAUGGAGCGCCUGUUUCUUUGGAGCCUGAGGAGACAGUUCACCGAAGACAUGAAACUGGAGCAGCUGAGGAUGUACCAGAUGCUCCUGACCCAGGCGCACCAGCCGCUCUUGCACCACAAGCCGCUGCUGAGGCCGCUCAUGACACUGCUGGCGUCCUGCGGUGGCGCAGGCACAGACUGCGGCGGUCGCGUGGAGGCAGAGCUGGUCCUCUUGUUGAACCAACUGUGCGCCGCUCUGGUCAAGGACCCCUCGGUGCUGGAGCUCUUUUUCCACACCAGUGAGGACCAAGGCGCCGCCAACUUCCUGCUCUUCUCCCUCCUCAUCCCGUAUACACACAGACAAGGUCCAGUAGGUCAGCAGGCCCGAGAAGCUCUGCUGCUCAUCAUGUCUCUUUCUGCAUCCGAGCCUCGGGUGGCCCAGCACAUUGCCCAGAACACGUACUUCUGCCCAGUUCUGGCCACGGGUCUUUCCGGACUCUACUCGUCUCUGCCAGCCAGAUUGCAGGUUUACAGCGAAGACUGGCACUGUCUGGACCAGCCCGACUGGCAACAGGUUCCAGCACUUGUCCACUUCCUGCACUCGCUGGGCUUCUGCAGCGCUGUCACCAGUGUGACUCAUCCUUCUAUUCGCUCCCAGCUUCUGAGUUACAUCCACAACGGGUUCCUGGUUCCGGUGUUGGCUCCUGCACUGCAUAAGCUGACUGUGGAGGAGGUCAUGACGACCACAGCCUACCUGGACCUGUUCCUGCGCACCAUAUCUGAGCCUGCCCUCCUACAGACCUUCCUAUCCUUCAUCCUGCUACAUACCCACGACAAUGUUCACAUCCUAGACACUUUGGUCAGCAGAGUCAACACACCCUUCCAGUUGGGAACGGUGUCGCUAGCUCUGUUCAGGACACUCAUUGGUCUCUUCUGCGAGGACGUCAUGCUUCAGCUCAUCUUCAGGUUUUUGAUUGCUUGCAACCAUGUGAGCAGGAAACACUGGUCAUCCCUCAAGCAUAAGAGCUGGUGUUCAUCCAGCUCCGCCUCCUUCCUGCUCCUCCUGCCCUCCUGGUGCCCCGUCCGCCUACCCAACACAAACGGGGCCUCGGAGCAUAUUCACUGGCCGAAAGGAGAAGAUGGGUCAGUGACUGACGGUGUUGGUUACUGGAGGGGCUCAGAAUUCCUGAUGGAAGUCAACUACCUCCAUUACCUCUCGGAUGCCCGACAAGCCAUUGCCACCUCCAACAGGGCGUGUCGACAUUGGUCGGCACCUUACGAUGGCCAUGAUCCACCUACGGCCCAAGACCUAUCUGGAACAGUGGACGAUAUUGAAGGACAGCUAAAGAUCGAUUCCCUCGAUGCCUCCCCAACCUCUCCCUCCGUGGAUCCCGUCUCAAACUGUAACCACGCAGGAAGAACCAGCUCCAGCCUGGAGCUGGAGUGGGAUGACAUCUUUGCGGAUGGCGAAGCAUCGUCGACGACGUUUGGCUGCUAUGUGGCACCUUUACCACCCUUACCUCCCAGCCACAUCCAAGAAAUGCGACGCAGCGCCAUCAAACUGGUGCACGGUGCCUACGUGGAGGAAAGUGAAUUUGAGGAGGACGUCCUGGUCUACGAUCUCGUCGCCCAAAAAGACGCCAAGACUGCCCUUUUGGAAAAAACAACGGCAGUAAACCGAAAAGCACGCAGAGGCGGCAUCUCCCCCACAACAACAGGAAGGACAGUACAUGAAACAGUUAACUGCAUCAUGUCAUCACGAAGGAUAUGCGACGAUGGCCAGUUGAGAAGCAGUGAGGACAACCACAAUCGCAGUAUUGACCUUGCACCGAACGCGCAAAAUCACACUCCGCUUAAUGGCCAUCCGAUUCUGACAAACUCCACGUGUCAGCUGCCAAAUCUGCUCGACAACAAAACCAUUAAUGACAAUGGCGACUUCCUGUCCCAGUACUACGAACUAAUGCGCUCUUUAGGGGCCGAGCCGGAGUCUGACAACAUCCCAGACGACAUCUCCAACUUUAGGAGGCGUAUUCAGGAGUUGAAGAAACGACUGGUAGAUGAGGAUUGUGAAGAAGGAGAAGAACUAGAGGAGGAGACAAUGGAGGAGCAGGAGGGGGAUAACCACAGUCUUCCAUUCACAGGGCCCUUCAUUAGUGUCCUGCUGUCGCGGCUGGAGAACCUUCUAGAGAACUCCAUCGCCGUAAACCUGCUCGUGACUGGCAUACUGGCUCAGCUAGCGUCGUACCCACAACCUCUGCUAAGAUCCUUCCUGCUCAGUACACAAACUUAUCAGCAGGCCGGUGUGUGUACACUGCACCAGGUGCUGGUAUCACUUCACGGCCAAAUUGAGCGCUACAUCCGAGUCCGACCAGAGUAUCCCGCCUUGAUCACACAGGCAUGGAGGUUCUUGUUAGCUAAAGACCAAGACAGCAAGAUCCGAGAAAGCCUCCAGUCUCAGGGCAUGGCAGAUCCAGAAUGCUCUCUUCCGAACGGCUCAGUGAGGAACUCUCUAUCAGCUCCCCAUCUCGGCCUCCUGCCACCUUGCCCCACCAUCCCGCCCCAAGAUAAGAGUCGAGUCUUCGCCAUUGUCCUAUACGCGGAAUUCCUUAAGGAGCUAGCCGCCAUCGCCCUGGAGCACAGCAUCGCUCCGGACUGGACGACAGAAGAGUAGAGGAGGCAGGC
This is a messenger RNA of Corythoichthys intestinalis (scribbled pipefish), 3234 nucleotides long. RefSeq names its product FHF complex subunit HOOK-interacting protein 1A-like. The transcript has 18 exons. The coding region runs from base 239 to 3223 and encodes 994 amino acids. NCBI's taxonomy places the organism in Eukaryota, Metazoa, Chordata, Actinopteri, Syngnathiformes, Syngnathidae. The record is from RefSeq and is a predicted model, not a curated record.